GCAAAACCUUUCUAGUCCUGCGGAUAAUCUUUUAUUCAUUCAUUCCCAAUUGUCUGCUCUUGAAGUAUCAAGAGAUAAUACGAUGCAUGAAGCAAAAUUUGCAUCAAGAGAUGUUAUUAGUGUCUUACAGCUUUAUUUUAAACCAUUAGACGAUUUAUCACAAGAAUUCACUUGCUAUCUUUGGGAAUUAACUAGAAAUAUUUUUACUCUGGCAAGUAACGGUCAUGCAAAAACCGUUAUUAAAAGUUUGGCUAGAAUAAUUUGUUUAGAAGAGGAAAUGGACGUUCAAACAAAUGAGACAUGUAUUGUCAAAUCGUUCAAAAAUAACUUUUUUAGCAUUUUGAGUAACACCAUUUUGGAAAGGUUUGAACUUUUUUUGAGCAAAGUUAAAGACGCCCCAUUGACAUUAUUAGACAAUUUAGAUUUUAUAUAUAAUGAUUUAAAUUUAGUAAAAGAUGAAAUUGAACCACAAUUCCCUUUGCAUUACAAUGUAAGGCUUUUCUUCGUGCAGGGAUAUCAUGAACAAGUUUACAACUGGCUGAACGAUAUUAUGCAAACUGACUUGUCUUUGGACGCGGGAACUAUUUUUGCCUUGAUUCGCUGGGUGCGUCAAUACUACCUUAAAAUCGUAAGUGAUAUGAAUAUAUCGCAAGACAUACUGGAACCAGAGCUCUUAGACGGCAGGGAGCACGAAUUGAUUGAUUGCUUACUAUCAAUUAUGCGCAGCAAGUUUCAAGAAUGGAAAAAUAAUUUGAUUGAAAGUGACAUUAAAGAAUUUAUUGAACGUCUUUAUGAAUUAGAUGCUAAUAAAGUGACUGGCCUUUCUGGUACACCUGUGCUGAUCAGCAUGAUUAAUCAACAAAUAGAUUUGGCCAUUAUGUCUACUCAUGAAAAAAUUUUAGCUAAUGUGGUCAAAGAAUGUUGUAAAGUGAUGAUUGACAUACAACAAACUUGGAUGAUCACAUUGGAAUCGGAAGUUCGCCUAUAUAUUGAAGAAAAAGGUGAACCACGUCUUUUGGAAUAUAUUAUCGCAUUGGCCAAUGAUGAAUGCCGUUGUGCCGAUCAUGUUGAAAAUCUUAAGAAACA
Molecule: messenger RNA, 1086 nt
Organism: Dentiscutata heterogama
Lineage: Eukaryota; Fungi; Glomeromycota; Glomeromycetes; Diversisporales; Gigasporaceae
Source: the annotation of a GenBank genome assembly